Messenger RNA from Drosophila willistoni, 1065 nucleotides. Its product is annotated as ubiquitin-conjugating enzyme E2-18 kDa. Bases 139 to 672 code for a protein of 177 amino acids. NCBI's taxonomy places the organism in Eukaryota, Metazoa, Arthropoda, Insecta, Diptera, Drosophilidae. The transcript has a single exon. The record is from RefSeq and is a predicted model, not a curated record.
AAACAAAUCUGAUAUACCGAUAUAUACAAUAGUGAAGAAUUUUCGAAUGUUUCUUUUUUUGUUUUUUGGUUUUUGUUUUUCUGUUUGUGUUGUUGCUUUUGCUUUUAGUUAAAAUUUCACCCACACACUUGUCCAACCAUGGCAAAAGAAGAACCUAUUAUGGAUGGUCCCAAGCGCCUGCAGAACGAACUCAAAGAGAUGAUGGGUCACACGGUGUUAACUCAAUUCCGAUGCCUCGAAGUGGAACCGGAUAACAUAUAUAAAUGGUAUGCCCUCUUGCUGCCAGUUAGUCCACCCUACGAUAAGGGUGCCUUUAAGCUGGAGAUCGAUUUUCCAAUGCAAUACCCAUUUAAGCCACCUCGUUUGCAUCUCAACACAAAAAUCUAUCAUCCCAAUGUCAAUGAUCGUGGUCAAGUUUGUCUGCCCAUACUGGAGAUUGAGCACUGGAAGCCUACGACGAGAAUUGAGCAUGUGUUGCAGGUGCUUUUAGCCACCAUUAAUGAUCCACAGACGGAGAAUGCCUAUCGCGUUGAUGUGGCCAAUGAAUUUCGCAAUGAUCCCAAGAGAUUCUAUAAAAUGGCCGAAGCUUAUGUCCUGCGAUUCAGUGAGCAUCGACCUACCGAUGCCGAGUUGGCCAAAAUGGCAAAAAAAAAGAAAAAGGCAGCUCAAUAAUAUGUGAAAUAUUUUCAAAUAAAAAAGCAAUGCAAGGCCAAGUGAAGGACCCGAAGGCGGCAGCGGCAAGAAAGAUAUAGAGAGCAAACAUUAUUUUCUAAUUGGCUGGGAAACCCAACUGUGAGGAUAAAUCAUUUGACUGAAGGCCUCAAGCAGUGCGCAACUAGGGUUUUCAAGGGGCUGGCUCUGGCUAGCAUUGUCAUCCGUCCGCCUCAUCAUCAGCAUCCUUCCCAUUCGCGACAUUUGCAAUGCUCUAACAGUAAAUGUGUGUAUCGAUUUUCAUGUCAAGAAAAUCAAAAUUCAAUCUUAGUAACGUUCUGUCGACUAAAUUCAUUACUAAAUUUGAAUGCUAUUCGCUUUUCAGCUUAAUAAAAGUACGUUUUUCUUUUAGAA